GAAAGAAUAACAAUAUUUGCGAUAUUUUCUUCCUGUUUGAGGAAUAUGAAUAUUUUAAAACUGUCGUGACUGCGGAUAUUCAUGAUUUAGAUUGAGAAAGCGUUGUUUGAACAGGAUGAUAUUUCGAAUUUUUGCUCUUCUUUGCAUCACUCGAUCAUGUUUGGCAGUGACGGUGAUAAUAAACGAGACGGAGGUGGACUGUAAUGGACAUUGUGCUUGCUGUGAAGGAGGAGAGGCUCAGUGUGGACGUGCUGAUGGAAAACCAGAUUAUUGUUUAAAUGGCUGUGUUAACACAAUAUUUGGACAUAGAUGCAAAUCUGCAUGUCCUGGUAACUGUCGUACUUGCGCCCAGGAUGACGGACAUCCGUGUUUUACUUGCAAGAAUUCGUUUUAUGAUAUAAUUAGUGCUUGUAGCAUGAGAUGUCCUCUUGGGUGUGAUGGUACUUGUAAUGAUAACGGAAUAUGUAGCGCAUGUAAAUCGAACUUUGAAGGAGCUAGAUGCGAUACAUGCAUACCAGGGAAAUACGGUGAAGAUUGUUCUAUGACCUGCCAUUAUCAAAACUGCCGUUGUACCGACUUGAAUGGAUGUGACUCAUGUACGACAGGAUUUGCUGGUGAUUUUUGCAUGAAAUGUGUAACUGGAUAUUAUGGAGCAAACUGCAACAUAAGAUGUCUUAGCGGAUGCAGAGAUGAAAAUUGUAUGAGAAAUGGAAAGUGCAUUGAAUGCAUAACUGGUUAUUAUGGGGAACAAUGCAAUGAUAUGUGUUCAACAGGUUGUAGAGGCGGAGUUUGUUUUAGAAAUGGAACUUGUGACUGUACUGAUAAUUUUACUGGUACACGUUGUGACGAAUGUGUUGUAGGAAAAUAUGGCGAAAUUUGUCAACAGGAAUGCAGUGCUGGUUGUUCUACAUUGUCCUGUGGCAAAGACGACGGAUCAUGCCAUGGUGGAUGUGACGAUGGAUUAUAUGGCAUUUAUUGUUCUCGGAAAUGUAACGAUAUUGGCAAUGAGUGUUUUAAAUGUAGCCAGCCUGAUGGAAGGUUUUGGUGUGUAAAGCAGGAUUUUACACGAAUGAAAAUGGAAAUUGCAUUUCUUGCAAUAGUAACUGUAAAGAUGACAAAUGCAAUGCUGAAACAGGCAAAUGUAUUAAUGGUUGUGCAGUAA
Molecule: messenger RNA, 1162 nt
Organism: Mya arenaria
Lineage: Eukaryota; Metazoa; Mollusca; Bivalvia; Myida; Myidae
Product: multiple epidermal growth factor-like domains protein 10
Exons: 3
Coding region: 116-1162 (348 amino acids)
Molecular function (GO): scavenger receptor activity
Source: RefSeq, a predicted model, not a curated record